CGCAUCCCAAGAUACUGGUAAACACACUGCUUCAACAGCUAUGGCUUGAGCACUUUCUGCCCCAACUUUCAGAACCCCAUUUCGCCUCCUCACAUAGGCAGCAUAUUUCAUAGUUCAGCCAUCUUACCCCUGCUCCAGGCCUCCGCAGCCACCAUGGACGACGUCAGCCCUUUCGCGGAGAUCCUGGGCCAGGUCAUCUAUCAGUUUACCCUCAUCAAGCCUCUUCUCCCAACCUACGGCCACCUCCUCCUCUCCGCGAUUUUUCCUAUCUAUAUCGGCGCGCAUGCAUCCUUAGCGAAACCGCCGUCGGCCACAAAAACCCCCAAGAAGAAAGACUCUGAGUACGAAUCGGAUGACGAUGAGUCGGAGGAGGAAAACAAAAGCAAUGGCCACAAGAUGGAGGGUCUGGCACCAAGCGACGCCUUGAUGUUCCCUUUAACAGCCGGACUCACACUCGGAGGACUGUAUCUGUUCAUCAAGUACAAAGGGGCUGAGACGCUGAACAAGAUCCUGGGCUACUACUUCUCGCAGAUGGGGCUCUUCUUCGCUAUAGCGUUCCUGAAAGACUUUCUCUCUGUCGUCAGAUCCUUCCUCUUUCCAAAGAGAUACAGCUCCGCUGGCCGAACCUGGAAACAGAAACCCUUCGAGAAGUCUUUCAUCGCCGCCAAAAUCGAAUCAAACAACCCUCAGUCGGCAGACAUUCGGCGUUCUCCCCUCCCCGGCGUCUUCAGUCGAAUCCCGCUGCCUGGUGCUGUACGUACUGCGAUCUGGAAACUUCGCAGCACGUUAUACUGGCGAGCUAAGCUUCGCGUUCAUGUGCACCGACUCGUGCGUGGCGAAAUCUGGCUGGAUAUGCUGGAUCUCCUCAGUACCCUCCUGGCGUUGCCCGCGAUCGGCUACUUCACCUUCGUCACCAAGCCAUGGUGGCUGACCAACUUCUUGGGCUUCAGCUUCUGCUACGGUACCUUGCAGUUCAUGUCUCUGUCGACCUUCGUGACCGGAUCGCUCAUCCUGGGAUCCCUGUUCUUCUACGAUAUCUACUUCGUCUACUUCACCCCGCUCAUGGUGACAGUCGCCAAGAAACUCGAUGUGCCCAUCAAGCUUCUUUUCCCGCGGCCUCCGGUCUCUGGCGAAGCUCCCGACACUGUGUCGCUGGCUAUGUUGGGCUUGGGCGAUAUUAUCAUCCCGGGUAUGAUGGUGGGGCUGGCCCUGCGCUUUGACCUCUACCUCUACUACAAGCGGAAGGGCUUGCAGAAGGCUCGGGCGGAGGGCAACGGAGUGGGAUUCAUUAAGCCCAUAUAUCAAUCCGCCACUGGAGGCUGGGGAGAGCGCUUCUGGACGCGGUCCGUGGCACCGAAGGAGCCUGAAUUGCUACCCCCAUACCACGAUGCUCGGUCUUUCCCCAAGACGUACUUCAAGGCCAGUGUUGUCGGAUACUUAGUGGGGAUGAUUGCGACGCUGGUGGUGAUGCAGAUCUUUGAUCAUCCUCAGCCCGCUCUCUUGUACCUUGUCCCCGGGGUCCUGAUCUCUUUGUGGGGCACUGCCUUGAUUAGAAACGAGAUCGGCGAGAUGUGGGAGUUCAGCGAGGAGGACGGGGAUGAUGAGGAGAGUGAUGAGAAAUCAGAGGGCAAGAAGGAGCAUCCCGAACACCAAGAAAAUCUGGGCUUCUUUUCUCGCAUUCUCUCCUAUUGCAAGAACUCCGACAGCGGCCGUGCUGAGACGUCCGAAGAAAAGGACAAGAAGGCGGAAGGUGAUGAUGCUGAUGAUGACGAUGAUAAAGACCCCAACACAUCCAGUGACAAAGGAGAGGAGGCCAAAGACUUCGAAUUGUUUACAGUCUCCCUCUUCUAUCCCAACAAGGCGAAGAAAGCUCUCAAAUCAAAGAGUCCCGAGCUCAGCAGUAAGUCGAGUGCAGCAGACGAAGAGAAUUGGUCGGUUGUGGGCGCAGAGGGUGACAGUGAGCCUCCGACCAAGCGUCGUCGGCGAAGUCCUCGCCAUGCAGGCGCAACCAGUCCUUGAAAGAGAUUGUUGAAUUAGAUGCAUUGUUGGAGUUGCGCACUCGUGACGUUUUAGGUUGCUGGUGCUUGUUGACUUACCUUACAAUACUAAAUCACUGACCACGAGGAGAUGAGAAGAAAGCGAUAAGAAAAGAGAUGACAACGAAUCUGGUAUCAUUUACUGUAACACUAGCUAUUUUCACGCAUGUUAGAAGAAUAAAAGGAAGGGAAAAUCUCAACACUGCUCCAAGAUAAGCUUCAGACUCUCCCAUCUCUCCGCAGCGAUAUCCACCAACUGCUUUAGCUCCCUCCCAUCCACCGCCCACCCACCAUUCUUCUCCAUCUUGACAAUCACCGUCUUCCCCAUCUCCCGGUCCACCACCAAACACACGCGCUCCUGACUCAACCCCUCCUCAUACCCAUCAGGAUCCGCCAAAAUCCAUCGCCGCUGCAUACCCCUCCGCUGAUCCUCCUCAAUCUUCUUCUCCUCCUCAGCAUCCGGC
Aspergillus aculeatus ATCC 16872 is the source of this 2500-nucleotide messenger RNA. RefSeq names its product aspartic endopeptidase. Gene Ontology annotation, biological process: membrane protein proteolysis. The record is from RefSeq and is a predicted model, not a curated record. The coding region runs from base 154 to 2019 and encodes 621 amino acids. Gene Ontology annotation, molecular function: aspartic endopeptidase activity, intramembrane cleaving. NCBI's taxonomy places the organism in Eukaryota, Fungi, Ascomycota, Eurotiomycetes, Eurotiales, Aspergillaceae. The transcript has a single exon. Gene Ontology annotation, cellular component: membrane; lumenal side of endoplasmic reticulum membrane; cytoplasmic side of endoplasmic reticulum membrane.